Messenger RNA from Arachis duranensis, 2046 nucleotides. RefSeq names its product UDP-glucuronate 4-epimerase 6. The coding region runs from base 224 to 1606 and encodes 460 amino acids. NCBI's taxonomy places the organism in Eukaryota, Viridiplantae, Streptophyta, Magnoliopsida, Fabales, Fabaceae. The transcript has a single exon. The record is from RefSeq and is a predicted model, not a curated record.
UAUUGAUCCUUCACACACCCUCGAAGCUUCAGGGCUCAACCUCAAAAAAACACACACAAAAGCUCUCACCAAAAAAGAAAAACAUAUAGAAAGAGGAAAAAAAACUCAAUACACACUUAUUUGAGUAGUUGCAGCCCUUCUUCAUCAGAAAGAGCACACAAGCAUAUAAAUAUAUAUAGCUGGAAGAAUAGAAUCACAGUAGUGACAGCAUCAAUAAUCAAGAAUGGCUUCUCCUCCAGAUAAAAGCAAAACAAUAAAGCUGGAAAGAUACAACAGCUACAUCCGAAGAGUAAACAGCACCAAACUUUUGAACGCUUCUUCCAAGCUUCUUUUCCGAGCAACAAUUCUCGUAGCUCUUAUCCUUGUAUUCCUCUUCACCUUCAACUACCCUCCACUCAACUCAUCUCCUUCUAGUAACAACAACAACAACAACAACCACCACCGCCACCGCUUCCUCUCCUCCGCUUUCGGCGGAGGAGGCGUGGGAGGCGCAUCCUGGGAGAAGCAAGUCCGCCACUCCUCCACCCCACGCCGCCCCAACGGCAUGUCGGUGCUGGUCACCGGCGCCGCAGGCUUCGUGGGGUCCCACUGCUCUCUCGCACUCAAGAAACGCGGCGACGGCGUCCUCGGCCUCGACAACUUCAACUCAUACUACGAUCCGUCGUUGAAGCGAGCACGCCAAGACCUCCUCUCAAAGCACCAAAUCUUCAUCGUCGAAGGUGAUCUAAACGACACGCCGUUGCUCAAGAAACUCUUCGAUGUCGUUCCAUUCACACACAUUCUCCACCUUGCCGCACAGGCUGGCGUCCGUUACGCCAUGCAGAACCCCCAAUCCUACGUGGCAUCCAACAUCGCCGGCUUCGUCAACCUUCUAGAAGUAGCGAAAGCCGCGAACCCCCAACCGUCAAUAGUGUGGGCCUCUUCCAGUUCCGUCUACGGACUCAACACACAGAACCCUUUCUCAGAGCUUCACCGCACCGACCAACCGGCCAGCCUCUACGCCGCCACGAAAAAAGCCGGAGAGGAAAUAGCUCACACUUAUAACCAUAUCUACGGUCUUUCCCUCACCGGGCUGAGAUUCUUCACGGUGUACGGACCUUGGGGGAGACCAGACAUGGCGUACUUCUUUUUCACGAAGGACAUUCUUCAAGGGAAGGGGAUCGAUGUUUACCAGACGCAGGACGGGAAGGAGGUGGCGCGUGAUUUCACGUACAUCGAUGACGUGGUGAAGGGGUGCGUGGGGGCGCUGGAUACGGCGGAGAAGAGCACCGGAAGCGGGGGGAAGAAGAGGGGACUGGCGCAGCUGAGGAUCUAUAAUUUGGGGAACACGUCACCGGUGCCGGUGGGGAAGUUAGUUGGGAUAUUGGAGAGUCUGUUGAAUGUGAAGGCGAAGAAGCACGUGAUUAAGAUGCCACGAAACGGCGACGUUCCAUACACGCACGCUAACGUCAGCCUGGCGUUUAGGGAUUUCGGGUAUAAGCCAACCACGGAUCUCGCCUCUGGUUUGAGGAAGUUCGUGAAGUGGUACGUUGGCUAUUAUGGGAUCCAGCCAAGGGUAAAAAAGGAAAUUCCCAACGCCAGUGAGCAACCCGAGGAUUCCGCUUGAUUGUUACCAUCAUCACAUGCUCUCUCUCUUUCGCUUCGGUGCUCGUCUACUACUACUAAUCUUAUUUAGUUUCUUUUUUGUUGAACUGUUAUUUAUUUUUUGUUAAUUAUAAUUAAUAUCAAUAAUAUUAUUAGUAUUGCUGUGGUCCACGUCCACAUAUGGGGAUGGUGGAAUGUAGAAUUUAUAGAUAUAUAUGAAUCUGGCAUAGGGAAAAAAAAAAAGAAGAAAUGGGAGAGGGGUAAGUGGGAAGUGUAGAUCUGUGAGCUGGGAGAAGGAGGUUGCAAUAAUGGUGGGUGGGGUCUGCCAACAAAGGUUGUAGACCUCUCACCCCCUUUUCUUUUUUUUUUCUUUUUUUAUAUUGUAUUUCCAAGGAAAGAAAUUGUGUAAAAGGAAAAGAAACUGUUGUUGAAUUGAACAAAUUAUAUAUAUUGUGACAUCAA